AUGAACUGUCAGAGUGGAGAUACGCCAGAGUAUCCCGCGGACUCUAGAGUAGAUAUGAAUGCGAACGGCAACGUGGACACGAAGGGGGAUGGAGAUGAGGAAUCGGAGACCCUCGCGAAUGAUCAAAGUAGGUUAAUCCACCUGGACCCUAUACCGAACUUCAAGGACAAGUCUGAGAUCAAGCCAUGGUUGCAGAAGAUUUUCUACCCGCAGGGAAUUGAGAUUGUGAUUGAAAGAUCAGAUAACAUAAAAAUUGUGUUCAAGUGCAAGGCAGCUCGAAGGGGUAAAAAAACAAGAGACAAGGGAGUAGUACCGAAGAUGGAAACCGAGCAAACUCCCAGUCCAGGCCCCAGUUCAAAGAAGAAAAGGUCUGUAUCUAGAUUCAACACCUGUCCGUUUAGGAUUAGAGCAACGUUUUCGUUGAAAAGGAAGAAAUGGAACAUUGUUGUUUUGAAUAAUAAUCAUUCACAUCCGCUCAAAUUCAACCCAGAUUCAGAUGAAUAUAAAAAGUUCAAGGCGAAAUUGAGAGAAGACAACGAUUGGGAGGCUGUGAAGCAAUUUGAUGAGCUGGAGUAUAGAACUCUGUCUAAUCUACCAAUAGAGACCUCGGUGAUAACAUGUGACUGUGGAUUAACCAAUGAGAUCAAAAGCUUUAAUAUCGUGCUACCAAGCACUAGACCGUUGUGCUCUAGUAGUUCAAAAACUCCAACAAACAUGGAACUCUGUGAAGAUAAUACGUGUACAGGUACAGCUACUUUCCCCGGUACGAGUGGUUUUACUUCGCAACUGGUCAAAAAACCUAAAUCGAAGAAAACGAGACAAUUGCCGCACAAAGAGAACCUAUUGAGAUCGACAACGACGCAGAAUUUUCUGGCAGCAGGCAACGCACCAAUUACAACGAAUUCAUCUAUGCCUGGGUUCUUGGAUAAUCCAACUUCAACAAAUCUGAAUUCAAAUUUGAAUCAAUUCUUAACUUUAGCUUCUUCACAAAAUACUGUGACAGAUUUAAAUGAGAUUGACUUUACAAAUAUAUUCAACAAACGAGUACACAACAAGUGCCCACAUCAACAUAACCAUCGAUGCAGUAUGCCAUCACAUACUUGUAAUUAUAAAAACCCCAGGCAUAAUAGUAGCUAUGAUGAUAGUGGUACGAGUGUAAAGCAACCGAACAGUAGUUCAAAACUAAACAAUGAAAUCAAUAUUGAUGACUCAAUCAACCAGUAUGGUUCAGUGCUCUUUUCACCAAUGCCAGGAUCAUCGAAUCUAUAUCUAUCACCAUCGGAUGAAGUGCUGGCAUCACCUUCAAACCAUAGACCUUCAACAACAUAUGGAAACAGCGACAAUUUUUUUGAUUUCGUGGGUAAACCCGACUUAUAUUUGCAAUACAGCAAUGACCAAAAUUCCAACAAAGACACCGAUUCUUUUACAGAUUCUACUGCUUUAGAUGCGACUGUUCGCUAUAGUGAUGUAUCGUCGCAGUUCCACGGCAUCACGCGAGCACCGAAUCCUGAAGACGACCGAGACUCACGUUUCUCCUCAUCCAAAGGACUCAAUGAAAUCAAGAUGAUUGACGAAAAAUUAUCUGAUUAUUCACGACAAUCGCAAGUAUCGCAACCGCCACAACCCCUCGGGCCAUCGCAUCCACAACCCCUAUCACAACUAUCACAACUAUCACAACUAUCACAACUAUCACACCUAUCACAACUAUCACAACUGUCACAAAUAUCACACCUAUCACAUCUGCCUCAAGAGCCACAAGCGCCACAAGCGCCACAAGCACCACAAGCACCACAAGCACCACAAGAACCACAAGAACCACAAGCACCACAAGCACCACAUGCACCACAAGCACCACAUGCAUCACAAAUUCUGCAGCAGCAAAGCGAGAACGAUGUCCUACCUACUUUCCCACUACACGGUAACGCACAAUACUCGGAACAACAUGUUAAACAAGAAAUCUUAAGCCAUGAGAUACAUGUGCAGGAGCACGAUCUAUAUUUGAAAGAUUUUGAUAUUAACUGGAACCUGCAAAAUCAGAAUUUGAAUUCUAUGUCUCCGUCAAUAGAUAGCACAACGGUGAAGAGAGAAGACGAUAACACCAAUGAUAAUGAGCAAAAUUUUUGGGAAAUGAACUUCGAAAAUUCGUAG
Zygotorulaspora mrakii is the source of this 2148-nucleotide messenger RNA. It is a transcript of the gene AFT1, whose product is annotated as DNA-binding transcription factor AFT1. The record is from RefSeq and is a predicted model, not a curated record. Gene Ontology annotation, molecular function: DNA-binding transcription factor activity, RNA polymerase II-specific. Lineage: Eukaryota; Fungi; Ascomycota; Saccharomycetes; Saccharomycetales; Saccharomycetaceae. The transcript has a single exon. Bases 1 to 2148 code for a protein of 715 amino acids.